CUAUUUUCAACUUCCACACAAGAAAAAUGGCAGUGCCAAGCAUUUUGCUCUGCAUUGUGCUUAUCAUCUCCUUAACAUGGAUGGUUGAAGCACGCAUUCCGGGGAUUUACGCCGGCGGUGCAUGGGAAAGUGCUCACGCAACCUUCUACGGAGGAUCCGAUGCUUCCGGCACCAUGGGUGGAGCGUGUGGGUACGGGAACCUGUACAGCCAAGGCUACGGUGUGAACACGGCGGCAUUAAGCACGGCGCUUUUCAACAAUGGCCUCAGCUGCGGCGCGUGCUUUGAGAUAAAGUGCGCUAACGACAGACAGUGGUGUCACUCGGGAAGUCCUUCCAUCUUCAUCACAGCAACAAACUUUUGCCCUCCCAACUACGCUCUUCCAAACGACAAUGGCGGCUGGUGCAACCCUCCUCGUCCUCACUUCGACCUCGCCAUGCCCAUGUUCCUUAAAAUUGCCGAAUACCGAGCCGGAAUUGUCCCUGUUGCCUUUCGCCGAGUGCCAUGUAGAAAGCACGGAGGGAUAAGGUUCACCGUCAACGGAUUCCGUUACUUCAACCUGGUGCUGAUUAGCAACGUGGCAGGUGCGGGGGAUAUCGUGCGCACUUACGUGAAGGGGUCCCGAACCGGGUGGAUGCCAAUGAGCCGAAACUGGGGUCAGAACUGGCAGUCAAACGCGGUUUUGGUGGGGCAGACGCUGUCGUUUCGCGUGACGGGCAGCGACCGCCGCACCUCCACCUCGUGGAACAUCGCUCCAGCCAAUUGGCAAUUCGGUCAAACUUUCAUCGGAAAAAACUUCCGAGUCUGAAACCAUAAUAAUCAUCGUGGAACCACAUUCAUGUCAUCAACAUAAAUGACAUAAUUAUAUUUAUUAUAAUCUAUUUAACUGGAUUGAUGGUGACAUGUUGGUGAGUGAGAGGUUUUUAGUAGUGAGUAGACGUUGGUUUCUAAUAGUUUAUUGAUGUUGUGUCUUGAAUUUGUAUGGUAGACGAAAUGGUGUAACAGGAGAGAGAGAGUGUGUAGGGAUUGCUGAAGUGGCUUAAUCAAAAUGGUAGCCCGCAGCUAAUUUGUAUUUUCAUCAUAGAAUGAACCAUCAUGAUGCUCUUGUAUA
Vigna angularis (adzuki bean) is the source of this 1109-nucleotide messenger RNA. Its product is annotated as expansin-A4. Gene Ontology annotation, biological process: plant-type cell wall organization. Lineage: Eukaryota; Viridiplantae; Streptophyta; Magnoliopsida; Fabales; Fabaceae. The transcript has 3 exons. The record is from RefSeq and is a predicted model, not a curated record. Gene Ontology annotation, cellular component: extracellular region. The coding region runs from base 27 to 806 and encodes 259 amino acids.